UUUAAAAUGUCUCCUUAACAACCGACCUGAGAGACAAACAGAAGAAGUUUCCACUGGACAAAGGCUUCGUAAGUAACACGUCUCCGUGUCGCUCCGCGUUCAUUAACUAGCGACAACACGCGCUGACUCGCAAUAUCACCCCGGUGGACUUAAGAGUCGGAAUGGCUGGGACAGGCGAGGGGAAGAAAGAAGAGGCCGACUAUAAAAGACUGCACAGCUUCCCCCUCAUCAGGCACACAGACAUGCCGGAGGAAAUGAGGGUGGAGACCAUGGAGCUGUGCGUUACAGCUUGUGAAAAGUUUGCAACCAACAACGAGAGUGCAGCGAAGAUGAUCAAAGAGUCCAUGGACAAGAAAUUCGGCAGCUCGUGGCACGUGGUGAUCGGCGAGGGCUUCGGCUUCGAGGUCACGCACGAAGUGAAGAACCUGCUGUACAUGUUCUUCGGCGGGAGCCUGGCGGUGUGCGUGUGGAAGUGCUCGUAGCACCUCCUCCUCCUCCUCCUCCUCCUCCUCCCCCGUGUGACGCGGCCGCCGGGCUGGGAACGAACACCAGCCACCAGCCAGACGCUGGCUACACCCUCGUCCGUCCACGCCGGACGCCACUAAAGUCUCCUCUCUCUCCGGGGGGGAAGCGGUUUGAAAGGGGAAUUCACGGCGGCCGGUCGACCUGAACGCGGCUCCCGGGCCUCGUCCGUCGCCGUCCUCCUCCUCCUCCUCCUCCUCCUCCUCCUCCUCCUCCUCCUCCUCCUUCUAAUCUCUCCAUCCGUCCCUCCCAUCCACAAACAUCUGUUGGCGCGCCCGGGCAAACGAGUUCAACUUUGACGAGAAUCAACAGCCAGCCAGGGUCUCCACAGUCCUUUACCCUCCUUCCUCUUCAGGGAGUGCGUGCGUGCGUGCGUGUGCGUUAGUGAGUCCAUGUGUUCGUGUGUGCUGGACACACACUUGUUUUUUUGAAAACGACAUCACAUCGUCACCUUCCUCGGCCGACUGAGCAGAACCCGUGCAACACUAAGCCGUCCAUCCGUAACUUUUCACACGUGUCUUUCUCUCUCUCUCUAUCUCCAACCGCACUAAGUCUUUCAAUAAAAUUUGUAAUAUUUUUUAUGUGUACAUAUUUUUAAGCGACUUGAAAAAAAAAGAAAAGAAAAAAGAACGACUUCUUUUUAAAGACCAGUCUCAUCUUCUUACGACUGAAGGCUCGGAGUCUCCUGAGCCGAACACUGAACCCGAUCCACCUUUUCCUCCUCGUAAAGGUGUUUGUAAUAAUCCCGAAUAAAUAAUCGCCCCCACUGGGCGGUGAUAGCAAUGUGAUUGUUUCUUUGUUGAUGCCAGUUGUAAUGAUCCAGUGCAAUGGACCAUUAUGUGUGAACUGACCUGAUUGUACAAUAAACUGAAAUGUGGUGAAAUAGAAA
Molecule: messenger RNA, 1411 nt
Organism: Mugil cephalus (flathead mullet)
Lineage: Eukaryota; Metazoa; Chordata; Actinopteri; Mugiliformes; Mugilidae
Gene: dnal4b
Product: dynein, axonemal, light chain 4b
Exons: 4
Coding region: 162-482 (106 amino acids)
Biological process (GO): microtubule-based process
Cellular component (GO): dynein complex
Molecular function (GO): dynein light intermediate chain binding; dynein intermediate chain binding
Source: RefSeq, a predicted model, not a curated record